AUGCCGUCCCCCAGCAGCGAUAGCAAUGGCCAGAGCGAGACUGAACCCAGACCCAGAGGCCAAACGGUCAAUAUCCUGAGCUUCUUCAAGCCCGUCGAGCCGUUACCGUUGCCGCUGCCGCUGCCGCCGCCGUCCGAUGAUGCGUCCCCGAAUAGCGAGCCCAAGCCGCCGAUCCCCCGUCCGCGCUCGCCGCCGUCUUCGUCGCCGCUGUCCUCGGAACCCCCCAGCACGCCUCCCGCACCAGCCGUGACCGAAAUCCGCGCCUCCGACGACGAAGCCAGCGACGACGACGACUCCUUGGUCGACAUUUCGUGCCUCAUCGGCGCCACCUCCAGGACCUCUGUCCCCGCCCGGCAUGAUGAUCCCUACUCGACUCCAAGAGCGAAGAGGACGGCAGCCGCCGGCCUCCGCUCGUCGCCGCUGGCCGUCACGCCUCGGCACAAGUUCGACCUGAAGGCUCUGGCAAAGGACGCGCGGUCCGACGACGCUGCCGUCGCGAGCUCGCUCAAGGUGCACCGGCCUGCUGCUGCUCCUGGCGAGAGCGGCGCCGAGGGCUUUGCCGCGGACGCCGCCGUCGGCAGGCACGUCGCGGGCGUCGUCAAGGACAAAGGCGGGCAGGAUGCUCACAGGGUGCUGCGCGCGGUGCGGAGGUCGGAGCCGGCCUGCUCCCAGCAUCGGUACCUGUUCUUCGCCGACAACCACGGCCCCCCGGACGCUCCGGAACCCCCGAGCUUGCCAAAGGGCUCUCCCUGGCAUCUCCUGACGCAGGGCAGCGUCGAAUCCAGGGAGCGGCACCUCACCUCUGGCUUGCCGCAGACGAUACUCCGCAAGAAGGGAGGGUUGCCGGACUCUCUGUUCGAGUGGAUGCUGGACUCGUUGUGUGCUCAGUCCUCAGCCAUCAUACGGCAAGAGUACUGCAACAUGAUUGCCAGCUGCCCAGAGCAGGUUGGGCGCCUGUUGACGGCCGAUCGAGCCCGGCAGGUAUUUAUCCGCCUGGGCGCUCGGGACUUGGGCCCCGCCGCCGCGGACCUCGCCGCGGACCUCGCCGUUUCCAGCUCCGACGACAUGGAACCAUACGACGAGCGCGACUGGUCCUGCUUGAAGUCCUUCAUCUCCCUCCUUGGUCUUGUUGCUGGUCGACUGACCGUCCGUGCUGCGGCGUACGCUGCUCAGACUCUCGUCCAGUUGGCCCUGGACAGCCUUCUGAUCAGCAACGUCGAUGUGCUGUGCGAGUUCGAGUACACCAUUCAGCAACUGGCAGACGCCAUACCGGGCCCGUCGUGGAACUCCUUCUGCUCCGAGACGUGCUCGCUCGUCAACACGAGGGUCGACUCGUGCACCGUAAAGACGACUGCCCUAUCGUGCCUACCGGUCUGCAGCAGACGAACACACGACCUGCGAAGACGGAUCGCCGUGGCCGACUUAUUCCACGACGACGCUCUCGCCGCUCGCAGCCCCGAAGACGUAGUCACGCUCCGCAGCAUCAUCGACCUGCUCAGCGGGGAGAGGUUUGCCAUCAGGCAAAGCACCGACUUUUCCGAACUGCGCGCAAGCGUCAUCCUCGUCAACAUUGCCGUCGACGACGGCUCGGUGGCGAGUUUUGACGACGCGGAUGGCGAGCUGGACUUCAACGCGCAGGUGGACGAGCUCGCCGGCAGACUCCGCGAGAUAUGGAGGAAGACGAAUGACUCGGGAAUGAAGCUGUCCCGCACCGAGGCCAAGAGCGUGGUGGAAUGGGUGCAGCAGCGCCUGGCGCAUAGCGUGCGGACAAGGCCAAAGGCAAAGAAGAGCGUGUUUGACCUGCCGGGUCAGCAGAAGGAUUUGUUUCUGCCCCGCCAGAGAGAGUACAUGAAGAGGUUUUUGGCCAUCAAGCCAAAGUCGACCCUGGCAGAGGAAGCCGAGGCCGAGGAACAGCGUCGUCGCGCCACGGAAUUGGAUGCAGAUACCAUUGUGGUGGCUGCAGAGUAA
This is a messenger RNA of Ustilaginoidea virens, 1968 nucleotides long. RefSeq lists its product as uncharacterized. The transcript has 2 exons. Bases 1 to 1968 code for a protein of 655 amino acids. The record is from RefSeq and is a predicted model, not a curated record. NCBI's taxonomy places the organism in Eukaryota, Fungi, Ascomycota, Sordariomycetes, Hypocreales, Clavicipitaceae.